AACUCUGUUUCAUUUGGUCAUUGUGCUGAAGGUCAAGAUAGGCAAACUCUGGGACUUCCGACCUUGUUCAACAGCGGAUGCUGUGCUUCCUACAAACAUCUUCAACUUCCUAGUAUCCUACCAACAACUUCCUCUGAUGAUUGACUUCGACGUUCUCAGUCCAGGAAUGUGAACCGAGUGAAGAUUAUAAAGCUAUGGAAAAUUUUAACUCAUUUUUAUUGCGUAUAAGCAAGAAAAUUCGUAAAGCUGAUUUGGAUUCAAUGAAAUUUAUCUGCAAAGACUACAACUUGGGCGAGAGACGUUUGGGUGAAAUCACUGAAGCAUAUCAACUGUUCGAUGAACUGCAAAAGAGAGAUUUAUUUUCAAAGAAGGAUUUGAAAAUAUUGAUUGAACUAUUGGAAAAAGUUGAUCGCAAUGAUUUAGCGAAAGAAGUCAUAAAUUUACGAGAGUCCAAUGGAGCAAUACCCAAUGAUGUCAUUCACAACAUUGCUGAAAAUAUAUCCACUGACUGGAAACAUCUUGGUCGAAGGCUUGAGCUGUCACCAGGACUAUUGGAUGGAAUCGAUCAUGAUUUUCGUCAAGUGAAAGAAAAGACUUUGCAAAUGUUGUCACGAUGGAAGGAGCGAAAAGGUGAUGAUGCUACCGGACAAAUUUUAGCUGAUGCCUUAGUUAACAUUCAUCGACGUGAUGUGGCUGAAGAUUUACAAGAAAUCUGUGGAAGAUUAUAUGGCAUAAUCAUAUACAUAAAUGGUCAACCCCCCUGUCAACCUGAUUCAUCUAAUUUAACUCGGCCUUCUGCAGCAAGAACAAAUCAACACAGUGGUUUGAAUACCAUGCGAGCUGAUCUUAUGAAUAGACUACCUACUCAAGAGUCAACAUCCUAAAGUGACUUUUUUUCAUUUUGGCAUUUCAGUUAGUCACUUUUUAUUGUAUGUUUCAAAUCCAUACCAAUGAGAUCAAUAAUUUUAAUAAUAGUCCAUAGAAUAUCUUAUGUCGUCUGUCUAUCUUUACAUAUUACGAUUGGCUGUUGUUAUUUUAUAAAAGAAUUAUGAUGAAUUGUAAAAUGUAAAAAAAUCGCUUCAUGUAAUGAAGUUAAUGUGUCUUUAGCUUAUUUAUUGUUUUUAAAUUGUUAAUUGAUUAAUUAAAGAGUAAUUAAAAUUA
This is a messenger RNA of Xenia sp. Carnegie-2017, 1161 nucleotides long. RefSeq lists its product as uncharacterized. The record is from RefSeq and is a predicted model, not a curated record. The coding region runs from base 195 to 884 and encodes 229 amino acids. Gene Ontology annotation, molecular function: protein binding. The transcript has 4 exons. Gene Ontology annotation, biological process: regulation of apoptotic process; signal transduction. Lineage: Eukaryota; Metazoa; Cnidaria; Anthozoa; Malacalcyonacea; Xeniidae.